CGGGGAGGCGGCCGCGAUCGCUCUCCCCAGCCCCCCGUCGGCCGCAUGUCGUCGCUGACGGUCAACACCGGCCGCGCCGCCAACCUGUCGCUCUCCUCCGCGCCGCCCUCGCCGCUGCUGGAGUCGUACCACGGCACCUACCAGAACUGCUCCCCCAUGCCCUCGCCCCUGCUGCUCGCCUCCACGCACCCGUCGGAGCUCCCCAGGGUCAUUGACGCCCUGUCGCCCAUCUCGGACGGUGAGGGCGACGGCACCAGGCUCAGCCGCCGCGCACGCUUCCACGACGGCGCCGACAUUGCCUCCCGCCUCGCCCAGGCGCUCAAGGGCACCCACAAGCCCGACGUCGGGCCCCUCAUCGAGAUCCUGCCCAGCCUCUCGCACGAGCAGGUCAUGGAGCUCCGCGCCGAGUACAAGCUCAUCGUCAAGACGGGCGCCGACCGCAAGGGCGUCAACAUUGCCAAGCACAUCCGCGCCCGCCUCAAGGACGAGGACCCCCUCCUGAUGAAGGCCUGCUACGCCGUCGCCCUCGGCAAGUGGGAGAGCGAGGCCUACUGGGCCAACUUCUGGUACCAGGGCGACAAGACCCGCCGCGAGCUGCUCAUCGAGUCGCUCAUGGGCCGCACCAACGAGGAGAUCCGCCGCAUCAAGGACGCCUUCUCGGAUAAGAAGUACGACAACAGCCUGACCAAGUGCAUGAAGACGGAGCUCAAGGAGGACAAGUUCAAAAAGGCCGUCCUCAUGGUCCUCGACGAGCGC
Messenger RNA from Trichoderma citrinoviride, 756 nucleotides. RefSeq names its product Annexin. The record is from RefSeq and is a predicted model, not a curated record. Lineage: Eukaryota; Fungi; Ascomycota; Sordariomycetes; Hypocreales; Hypocreaceae. The transcript has a single exon. The annotation marks the transcript as partial. Gene Ontology annotation, cellular component: cytoplasm. Gene Ontology annotation, molecular function: calcium ion binding; calcium-dependent phospholipid binding.